AUGGACCUGGACGAAUCUGACGAGGAGGUCCCCGAACCGGCACGAAAAUGCCGUCGCCCGACACUCACGAUGCCAACAGUUCAACGCACCCUUCGGUCGACCUUUCUGACGACUGACGAGGAAGCGGCACAAGAGGAGGAACGACAGGGCUCCGUCUGUUCAGCCCUGAGUCUAUACGCUCCACAGGCGCAGGCACCAGGCAUAUGCCUACAUCUCCCUCCUGACAUGGAUGAAAUGGAGCACAAAUUCACCCUAUGUGCAGUAGAACAGGCCGCGGCGGACUACCUCCAUCGCAGGUGGGUCACCUUCGAGCAACUGGAUGCCCUGCUGGACACUAUGCCUACCACCUCUGCCUGUCGCAAUGCAUCGGUGGCACUGCCACAGUCUGCUGACCAGCGGAUUGUCACAUUCGGCGCAUACCAGCAGGGGCCACUGGCCGGUCUGAGGACACCAACGCAUCGUUUUCCGAUGGCGACGUGCCUCCUCAACACGGUCGUGCACACCAUGGCCGGACGCCAUCCACGCACGACUCUAUUCCUGGCACGCAACAUGGCCUCUGGAUUGCACACCGACAACAACCAACAAGGGGUGAACAACCUCCUGAUCCCUCUCUCCAACUUCGAGGGCGGCCACCUCUUUGUGGAGGACAACGCCGGGGAUUACCUGUUGGACUCCGGAGGACCCAGAGGACAAGUUCUCCCCGUGACCUUGCCCUACCUUAGUUUUGAUGCCUCACGCCGACACCUGGUACUGCCAUGGACGGGACGCAGACUCAUACUCGGUACUUAUCACAUCCGAGAUGCGGACAAGCUCUCCGCGAAUUCCGCUCUGUACCUGAAGUACUCAGGUUUCGAGGCUGCCCCUGCUGACGCCGACCUUCUGGCAUGGCCGGACCAGUGCCCCUGCCCACUCGCACAAGCAAAGCUGACUCUGCAGCGCUGCCUCAGCGUGAAUGCAUCUGCAGCUUUCCUGAUGCGCCGCCGGGCUCAAGAUCACUGA
Molecule: messenger RNA, 999 nt
Organism: Symbiodinium sp. CCMP2592
Lineage: Eukaryota; Dinophyceae; Suessiales; Symbiodiniaceae
Source: the annotation of a GenBank genome assembly